Molecule: messenger RNA, 494 nt
Organism: Hyalella azteca
Lineage: Eukaryota; Metazoa; Arthropoda; Malacostraca; Amphipoda; Hyalellidae
Exons: 3
Coding region: 111-494 (127 amino acids)
Source: RefSeq, a predicted model, not a curated record
UGUCUCAAAAGUAUGUGCUUCUCACCACGUCUGUACAGAAAAAUAAUUUCCUCCCAAGCCUAACAGUCUGGCAGAACAAAAACGCAGGUUACGCAACUUGCAAACCCAUAAUGAUGAGUCUCAAGAAAGUCUUCUGUCUGCUUGUGUUCGUCGCUGGCGCAGCGGCAAUUGAGUGCCCCGCUGGCUACGAGGUCGUUGGGUCCAAGUGCAUCCACCGCCUGCCUGGUGGUUACCUCACGCACGACGACGCGGUGGCUUACUGCCACCAGAACUUCGGCAGGCUGCCCGUGCUGCGCGACUGCGCUUCCUUCACUGAUGUUGCCACUUAUGUCGACGAUGGAUACUCAGCGGACGCCAUCAACGGCUACUGGCUGGGCGCCACCAACUCGUCGGCUACCGUCGUCUGGCAGUGGAACGACGGCACCGCCGUGAAGAUGGGCGCUCCGUACUGGGCGGUCGUGAGUGACUUGAUGCGUUUUACAAAUACGAUGUAA